CCGGCGGUGGCAACGCGCUGUGCUGAUUUAUUUGCGAGGAAUCCGUUUCCGUAUAAUUUCCGUCGAUGAGGAAUAUGAGGAAAAGAAGAACAAUAUUGAAUCCCAUUCUUUUAUACGCAGUUUGAUAUUGUCAUGGGUUCCGCAUUGGUUCCAUACCUCUUUUCAUUAAUAAUUUGGAACGUACCCUGCGAUGACGGAAUGACACCUAACCUAACUUUAUUUGUCACUGUCAAAUCAGAUCAGCACGCAGCCACGCACAGCAACACAGCAUGCGAUAUGAUGGAUGUUUUCGUUGUAGAACUUAUUUUAGUGUAAACAAACAAUGAGUGUAAUAAUUUCAAGCUAUCUCAUUAAUUUCACACCCAUGCGUACCUUCGUUGUAGAAGACGGUACAAAUGAAAAAACGUAGGAUUAAUUACAAGUUUAAGCAGCAUGACUGUAGUUUCCAUAAUAAUUCCAGUACGCAAUGGCCAACAGUGGAUAAAUAACUGUUUAAAAUCAAUAGCAGAUCAAUCUAUACUGAAUUCAGAAACUGACAUCGAAAUUGUUGCAUAUAAUGAUGGAAGCAUUGAUGAAACUGAGAACUUGCUCAAACAAUGGCAGUGUUACUUUAAGGAACGUCGAAUUGAGUUAAUUUUAACUGGAUCUACAACUUCGCGAGGCGUCGGCGCCGCGAAGAAUGGGGCAGUAUCUAUGAGUAAAGGAGAAUUCCUGUGUUUUCAAGAUAUUGACGAUGUAAUGCACCCAGACAGGAUACAACUCCAAUUACUUGCUGCACAAAGUAAUCACAAUGCAAUUGUCGGCUGUAAUAUAUGUCGUGUACCUGAAGACUCUACUCCGCGUCUAGUUCGUUGGGCAAAUAAUCUCACUGAUGAACAACUGAAAUUACAAAUCUAUACUGCCAACGGCCCAACCUUGCUAAUGCCUACUUGGUUUUGUCACAGAUCUGUAUUUGAAAAAGUGGGUAGUUUUGAUGAAAGUGGCAAAGGUACUCCAGAAGAUUUAAUAUUCUUCUACUCACAUCUGGAUCUGGGGGGAGACUUGAUUAAAGUUAACAAGAAAUUACUAAUUUACACUUACCAUGAAGGUGCUGCAACAUUUUCUGUUAAAAGAGAAAUGAUUUGGCAAAUCCAGUUAGAGAGACUGCAAAAGCUUGUUUUACCAAAUUGGAAAACCUUCACUAUUUGGAAUGCUGGGAAAGCCGGCAGAAGAUUGGUUCGAGCAUUAGAUCAGGAGCAUUCAAAGAAAGUAGUUGCUUUUUGUGAUGUCGAUGAGAAGAAAAUUGGGACUACAGUUGAACUAUAUUGCCCAGUCAAGAAGUCAGUCCUAAUAAGUCUACCAGUUAUUAAUUUUUCAGAUGCAAAACCACCUUUGCUAAUUUGUGUGAAGCUAGAUAUGACUAAUGGUAUUUUUGAACAGAAUCUCAAAUCAAUGAAUCUCAGUGAAGGAUUAGAUUAUAUCCUAUUUAACUGAAAUAACUGUAAUACAUUGAUCUGUGUAGGUAGGUAUUAUGUUGAGAUUUUUUUUUCUAGUAUGUAUGUAUUACUAGUACCAUAAAAAUAUAAAACAAAUAAAUCAAAAUUCAGUAUAAUUAUUAUUAUGAAAUAAGUUCCGGUUUAAAUAACAUGAGUAAUUGAUACCAGACAGUUGAGAUUACAUUACCUACAUAUUCUAUGUUAUGAUUUAUGAUUCAGGUAAUUUAUAUAUACUUGUCUUGAACUUGGCUUGACACGCUACCGCGUUUCUAGAUACCAUGCGCGGAUCCUGGAGGGGUCAUGACCCCCCCCCCCCCCCCCCCCAGCCCCUCCAGGCCAUAUGGAGCCUAGGUUAGCCAUACAAAUUGGCCACGUGACCCCCUGGGCUUGGCACAGUCAUUUACCACGUGACCCCCUCGCCCUGGGUAUGAAGCUGGAUCCGCCCUUGAGAUACCUAGUUUGUGAAUUUUUUUUAUUUUAGGGAUUUUACAUCGUUUAGGCGUUUAUUCCGGUAAUCAAAAAAUUUCUUAUAACAAAGAAUAAAUAAAAAAUAAACAAAUGA
Leguminivora glycinivorella is the source of this 2037-nucleotide messenger RNA. Its product is annotated as UDP-GlcNAc:betaGal beta-1,3-N-acetylglucosaminyltransferase-like protein 1. Lineage: Eukaryota; Metazoa; Arthropoda; Insecta; Lepidoptera; Tortricidae. The record is from RefSeq and is a predicted model, not a curated record. Bases 433 to 1473 code for a protein of 346 amino acids. The transcript has 2 exons.